UGAAUGUAGUUUAAAUUUUCCUUUAAAAACAGAAGAGAAAGGAAAAUAUUCCAAUACGUUUCAGAAGCAGCUUGUGCCGCCGUGCAGCAAACAACCCAAACUCCUCGUCGAAAUCUCCAUCAGCCGUCUCGCCAUCCUCGUCAAACCAGACAACUCCAUGCAUACCCCUUACUCUUGGCUAGUCAUCCAAAGCAUAACCAUCGGAGUUAUGGCCGUAUUCCUCCAACCCCGUAUCGACGCCUACCGCCUCAACAGAGCCCGUGCCGCGGAGCUCGCCCGCGAAGAAGCCGCCAUCCGCGCCGUCGAGGAGGGCGAGGCCGGCUACGAGAACACGGAUGACACGCUCCCGGGUCCUCAGGAGACAACACGGCUCAUACCUACAACAGGCAAUGGUGAUGUUUCCCAGGGGGGCACGCAGGUUGAUAAUGGUUAUGGCGGCGCGUAUAGUGGUAAUGCAAAAACAUCAAAGUCAAGUAAAGACUAGGCAUUAUUAUAAGCUGAGGCAAAUGCUAUGAUGUUCUUUUCCAUAAUUCAUCCGAGGAAGAAUUAGGUCAAAAGUAUGCACUGGCCUACCCUAGAGUUUGACGCUUAUAGUAUCAGCUGCUAUUGAAUGGCGAAUAUACCAAUAAAAACAACCUUUAU
Molecule: messenger RNA, 642 nt
Organism: Trichoderma asperellum CBS 433.97
Lineage: Eukaryota; Fungi; Ascomycota; Sordariomycetes; Hypocreales; Hypocreaceae
Source: RefSeq, a predicted model, not a curated record